AUGCCAGGUCCGGGUAAUCGCAAGCAAGUAAAGUCAAAAAGUGCCACGAGGUCUCACGAGAGCGAGGGUCAAGUACGUUUUGCCGGUAUCGACAAUGCGGAAGGAUGGAGUGCGGUUGUAAACUUGCUUUGCGAUGUUUUUAAACUACCAGAUCUCACCUCUCGAAAGGGACUAAAACAAGUGCACGCCAAAUUCGACCCCCUAUUUGCCAAAAUUGAGCAUGCCUACAAAAGCAACCCACAAAACUACAAACUGCGAGGCGGAAUCAUUGGGAUAUUUUCUAAAAUGUGUGUCGAUUCAAUGUUGAGAGAUAGGCUUUUCGAGAAAGGUGUCUUGGGGAUGAUCACACCGCUGCUCGAGAUAGAUGACACCCGUCAUCUGGCUCUACAUUGCCUCAGCAUCAUCACCCACCACAGUGGCUCGAAAGCUAGGGUUGAAAUCGCCAAAAAUGCCAAUGUUCUCGCCAGACUCAUCCAAGACCUCCCCGAGGACGAAAAGGUCGCAGAGCUUGCAGUAUCGACUCUCGCCCAUGCCUUAGCUGCUGUCACCGGGGGUUUACCUGAGCCUACUGAUCCAGUUGUGUUCAAAUCGAUAGACAUGGUUGAGGUUCUGAAAUCAACACUCGAGGCGGUGAAGAGGCCACACAGCGAUCCGCAAGUGCUCAUGGACCAUGCUAUUAAGGUAGUGUGCAUGUCCAGCCCACAUGCAGUAGAUGCAUUCAAGGCGUAUCCACCCGCUAUCGACUUUAUGGUCGCUGGUCUUCGCAGCAAUGACUGGGUUACCCGUUCUAUAUGCCUUGGCGGCGUUCUCAGACUGCAUCAGUUUGAGGCGGAAGAGAACCCGCCCAUCUUCGACCGGAAAAAGCUGCUAUCUGGGGAAUACGGACGCCUCCCCGACCAUCUUGUUGCCCUUGAGAUGGAGUACGGACACGAGCGAUGCGAUAUGUAUUUAAUGGCCAAAGCACUGGCUGAAACUGCCAGUAUACUGAUACCAUGCGUCGCAACCGGGGACUUCUACACCCUGGGAUUGAAACAGGCAGAAUUGAUGCUUCAAACCGACUUCAUUCUUGUACCCGGAAUAUUCGAAAUCCGGGACCCCGUGACUGGAAGCAGUAUGAACGAAAAUGCUGGUGUCUCGUUCCCACUGUGGGCUGCAUCGCUUUCCAAUUACUCCAGCGCUAUCAGAAGGUCGGGAAAACCCAACGAAGCCGACUUUGCUGAUAUUCUGGACCUCAAAAAGCUUAUCGUUACAAGUUGCAUCCCGGAUGCUGUGGCAUUAGCGCAUAAAUGUAUUGAAAGGAAUCCCCAACAGGCGUUCUUCUACUACGUGAUCAGUCUUGGGGAUGACCAUGUGCAAGCGCUGCGGGCAGCAAAGAAGGGGCUGAAGUGUAAACUUCUUACUCCCUUCCUCAAGUGGCAGCUCAUGCUGCAAGCGGUCAUCCUUGCUGCUAAUAUGGGCGUCAGCAUCAUCCAAAGUAUGCCUGACUCUCGUGAUAAGCGGUGGCAGGAAGGUAUCGCGUUUUUGUCCAGCGCUUAUGACGAUGCCAAAUUAUUUAUGGAAGGUGCUCCUCCCGACAAUCACUACAUGGACGUCGUUGCAUGUUGGUACAUUCUUCUCCACAUGAUCUUGUUGAAAGAUCUUAGCUCAGAUCUGCAUGAAAUCAAGCGUAACCUCGAACGACUGCAUGCAGCUGAUGAAUUCAACAUUUUUAUGGGAAUACCUCCUCCCAAAACUGAUCUACGCCUUGCUCAACAGACCGCCGUGGAGCACUACCCAGCUGCUAUCAAAGAGUUUUCCCGUGUCUUUCAGGUCUUAUAUCAGGCAAAAAUCGGGGAGGGCCAUGUAGUGAGACUUGAUCGAGGUAAACUUGAGGACGACCUCACUGCAUGGUUUAAUGACAUGAAGUUUGACGACGGAACAAUGAUGCACGUGGGCGCAGGUUGUUCUGGCGGCAGUGGCCAGGUAAAAGUUACCUUUGAUCAGGUUACUUUGUACCGUUGUUCGUGGUGCAGCAAUACGUCAGCAAUACUGAGCAAAUGCGGUGGAUGUUCAGAAGCUCGAUAUUGCGACAGGGCGUGCCAAAAACUUCAUUGGGAGGAACAUAAGAAGACAUGCAAACGCCAAAACGUAAGGAAGUAG
Messenger RNA from Psilocybe cubensis, 2139 nucleotides. RefSeq lists its product as uncharacterized. The record is from RefSeq and is a predicted model, not a curated record. The transcript has 6 exons. The coding region runs from base 1 to 2139 and encodes 712 amino acids. Lineage: Eukaryota; Fungi; Basidiomycota; Agaricomycetes; Agaricales; Agrocybaceae.